CUGAAGGCGGCGGCGGGGAUGUACGAGCAGCUGAAGGGCGAGUGGAGCCGCAAGAGCCCCAACCUCAGCAAGUGCGGGGAGGCCCUCGGCCGCCUCAAGCUGGCACUGCUGGAGCUCAACUUUCUGCCCACCACCGGCACCAAACUGACGAAGCAGCAGCUCAUCCUCGCCAGGGAUAUCCUGGAGAUCGGGGCGCAGUGGAGCAUCCUGAAGAAGGACAUCCCCUCCUUCGAGCGCUACAUGGCUCAGCUCAAGUGCUACUACUUCGACUACAAGGAGGAGCUGCCGGAGUCGGCCUACAAGCACCAGCUGCUGGGGUUGAACCUGCUCUUCUUGCUGUCCCAGAACCGGGUGGCCGAGUUCCACACCGAGCUGGAGCGGCUGCCGGCCAAGGAGAUCCAGAGCAACGUCUACAUCAAACACCCCGUCUCCCUCGAGCAGUAUUUGAUGGAGGGCAGCUACAACAAGGUUUUCCUGGCGAAAGGCAACAUCCCGGCGGAGAGUUACACCUUCUUCAUCGAUAUCCUGCUGGAUACCAUCCGGGACGAAAUCGCCGGCUGCAUCGAGAAAGCCUACGAGAAAAUCCUCUUCAACGAGGCCACCCGCAUCCUCUUCUUCACCACCGCCAAGAAAAUGACCGACUACGCCAAGAAGCGCGGUUGGGUGCUGGGUCCCAACAACUACUACAGCUUCAGCAGCCGGCAGCAGAAGCCGGAGGACGCCACCAUCCCCUCCACCGAGCUGGCCAAGCAGGUCAUCGAGUACGCGCGGCAGCUGGAGAUGAUCGUUUAGGGGGGGGGGGAACCCCUUUACCCCCCCCCAGCUCCCCCCACAUCCCCCCCCUCCGCUUAUGGGGGUGUCCCCCCCCUUUAUUUCCCCGUCGCCAGCACUUCUCCGCGGUCCGGGGUGGGUUUUUUAAGGUAUUUAAAGGGUUGGAGGCGGCUGCGUCGCCGCGGGAGGGAGGGGGGGGCUCGUGGGGAGCCCCCCGCCCCCCCUUUUUCGGGAGGAGGGGGGCGGCUCUGUGCCCCCUUCAAUAAAGCGAUGGCUUCUUCGA
Gavia stellata (red-throated loon) is the source of this 1054-nucleotide messenger RNA. RefSeq names its product proteasome 26S subunit, non-ATPase 8 (gene PSMD8). Gene Ontology annotation, biological process: proteasome-mediated ubiquitin-dependent protein catabolic process. The transcript is spliced from 7 exons. Bases 19 to 792 code for a protein of 257 amino acids. Lineage: Eukaryota; Metazoa; Chordata; Aves; Gaviiformes; Gaviidae. The record is from RefSeq and is a predicted model, not a curated record. Gene Ontology annotation, cellular component: nucleus; cytosol; proteasome regulatory particle.